This is a messenger RNA of Acanthochromis polyacanthus (spiny chromis), 4195 nucleotides long. Its product is annotated as defective in tip formation protein A-like. Lineage: Eukaryota; Metazoa; Chordata; Actinopteri; Pomacentridae. The transcript is spliced from 7 exons. The record is from RefSeq and is a predicted model, not a curated record. The coding region runs from base 2705 to 4060 and encodes 451 amino acids.
AGUGAGAAAACUAAUUGUGAACUCUUGUCUGUUUGCAUUGCAGCGAUGGAAGAGGAUGAAGAGCUGGAAACAGCAAUGCUCAGCAUCUCUCCUUCAAUGGAACACGUGCAGAGCUCUGCUGCUGCUGCUCCAACAUCCUCAUCGGCAGCAGUGAACAGAUGCAGUCAGGCUUCGAGAACAGAAAGAGGUUACUAACUGACCGAUGACUCUGGAACCAUGAAUUGUUCUCCUACAUGAAGCAUGACCGAGACCGUUCUGUCUGUUCUGUUCCAUUGACCAUGUUCGGGUCAUGUUUGUGUUCUGCUUUUCUGUAUAAAGUCCUAGUGACUAUGAAUUGAUUCCAGUCAUGAUGAAGGUAAGUACCAAUCUUUAUUUUCUCAUGAGAGUGAACGGAAAAAGUGCGUAUGGCUUGGCUACUAACACUCGAAUGCUUGUAUUUGCAGUGUGGCCUGCUUUUACUAACGUCGCUUUUUAUACUUUGCCAGUUUUCAAAUGACUGAUGAGACUUUUUCUGUUGCAAAACCAUCAGCUGCACAGUCCAGGGUAACUGAGCUGAAGGAUGCAGAAUCAGUCACUCUUGCUCUGCCUGUGAAAAGACCUGUACCUCUGCCUCAGCAGCUGAUGUUCCUCCAGCCAGAAACUGCAGAUCCUGUACCAACAGACACCACUGUCACAGCUACAGCGUCAGAGGAACUUUCAUUUUCUGCUGAGACGUCUGCAGUUCCCAGCCAACCUUCACUUCAGCAGCCGGCGGCACAGAGAGCUCAAAGCCAGCCAUCGACCAAGCCAUCACCUGUCUCCAGCUGUCCUCCACCACAACCUCCUGCCUACGACCACGAUGUCAGCCAGUGGUCCUGUUCAUAGCAGCAGAGGAUCUGGAUGAAGACAGAGCUGGAAGCAAUGGGUCUCUGGCCGGGCUCCAUCCCUGUGCGCAACCUAAUGAAGAUGGUGUCACUGUGGCGUUUCCCCCCUCAGCCAGAAUUAAUUGACAGUGUUGCAGACUUUCCAUCUCCCAAAUACUUCCAGCUCCAUCCUUUUUUUUUAUGGAAGCCUGAAAAUGACAAUUUAAUGGGCAGGCUGAGGCACAACGAAGCCCUCCCAUGUAUUGGAGGUUGCGCUCAUCCUCAAGUUACUUCUGCGGGUGUCGGAAGACCUCGAGUGAUUGUUGGCCUCACUGGACAAUAUUACCUGCUGUCAUCCAGGCUGUGCUGCAAAGUGUGCCGGAGGAGGUGGUACACUGACAACCCUCACUGGCUGGAAAAACUUCCGCAGAGGUUCACCAACCUGUUGCCAGCAAAACUUACUUACAAGAAGGCAAUCUGUAAGUCAGUGUUGGAUGAACUCAGGCGAACAGGAAACUCACCCACUGACAUGGCAAAGCAGAUCAUGGAAGUGAUGCACUUGAAAUAUGAACGUGCACACUUGGCCUACCUCCUCAGCUGCCAAAACAUAAUGGAUGCUGAGGCAGGAAGAUCUGGACAAAGAACCAUCACCCAGUUCAUACGACAGGAAACCCAGCCAGAGUCUUUUGGGGCAUAUGAGGAUUCAGACGGCUGGAAUGGAAUCUCUGUGUCUUCACACUACCUGACGGACUGCCUCCUGCAUGAAUACCAACACCAGGAAGGUGCCAUCAAGAAACUCCUGCAGGGCACAUUUGGACAGGCUUUUCGCUCAGACCACACCCGCAAAAUUGCCAGAAAGGUCACCUUUUCAUCGGGCGCCAUGUCAUCAUAUGCUGUGAUGAAUGAAAACUGGAUGAUCCUUUCAUGGGUCAUGGUGCAGUCAGAGACAGAGAAGUCACUGACGUCACUGUAUGAGGGUCUGGCAAACCGCUACAGUGUCGCAGACAUAGAGAAGGCACAGUACCAGUGGGUGGACAGGGAUUGCUGUGCAGCGUUUAAAGUGUCAGAGUGUCGCCCCGGAGAGCAUCUCAACUGGGAAGCGUGGCGAACAACUGACACCAUUGUUGCUGAGGCCACGACUGGCAACUUAAUGAACACAUGUGCAUCAAGAACACACUUCAAUACAAACAUAACAAUAAAACUGGACUUGUUUCAUUGCAUGAGGAGAUUUCUCCGUGAGUGCGUUUCAGAGCAUCAUCCUCUCUUCGCCUCCUUUGCACAGUUCCUGUCUGUCGCCUUCUCUAUCGUGGACCAGGAGGACUUGCAGAAGCUGAAAGAUGCCUAUGCUUUCUGUGGCAUUCAGCCUGCCAACCCCACAAAGCAGCACAUUCGGGAGCACUGCAGGACCAAGAUCCCACAGCCUCAGGAGCUUGUAAAGAGGGUUGAGGGAGUGUUCCAGCACUUCUACCUGGCCAAAGAUCCGAAUGAUGUGCCUCUCUUCAAGCCCUCGAUGCUGAAAGCCUGGCGGAUCCAGCGAACUCAUAUGCUGCGAGGUUGCCUGAGCGAUCCUGAGGUGGAAGGAGGGAUCUUGUACAGGCAUGGGGGGACCUUGCAGCUCAACCAUGUGCAGGGUGAAGGGGCUAAACUUCCUGUGUGGAUCCCCAUCAGAGGCACAUCACAGCAGGAAGGUUACCAUUUUCAUCAGGCUCAGUGGGUCACUGGAACACGCGUGUCCCCGGAGCUCUUUCAAGCACAGGGGAUGACAGGCGUGGCAAGGUGGAACUACCAGCGUCUAGUGGACUUGAAACAACCUGGUGUUCGUCUUCCAGCUGUCUUUGAUCCAGCUUUGAUAACAGCACUAAAUGUUGCAUCUGAAAAGGUGCUGGGGCAGAGACACUGGAGAGAAGUUUGGCCUGGAAUAUACUGAGCCUGGCUGCCGCCCAGUUCCUCUGGACUGGGAAAAGCACAGGACCAAGACGGACUCUACCUCUGCCCCGAGUGGUCCUCCUCAAAGCGCUGUGCCGACUGUCCAGCCUGAGCCUCCUCAGUCAGCAUCCACGGCCCCACCCAAGCUGUUGCAGUUUCCUGCUCGUCCAUCUGGUGACAUGACUGAUCCAUUUAUGACUUCAAGUACCACUCCCAAACUACAGACAGAACCAGGAUCCACAUUUCCACCACUUCUGCCCCUGCUGUCCUCGCCAUCUGCAACCCGCACUGGACCUAUAAAGACUGGUGGGAGGGUGUUUGUGCUCGACCACAAGCGCUGGCCAGCUCCCAUGAAAAAGACCAUAGACGAGCUCCUCAAUAAACACCGCGGGCAAAAGGACAUGCUGAAGCUGGUGGACCAGGAGUAUGCUGCUCUAGUUCACAGCAGCUGUAAGGACCCAAACAGCAUGCUCCAUCCCACCACUAAGCUGCACAUAACACAGUAUAUGAAACACCUGAGUAAGCUGCUGAACACCAGCUCCUCUUUUAACACCAGCCCAGAGAAGGUGGAAGAAAGGCAGCAGCUUUGGCACUCUCUGACAGAGGGCAGUGAGACAACCAGCGUGCCAGUUGUUGCCAUGCCAGCUGCUGUUUUUAACCCCCCUCCACCUGUUCAGACACCUCUAACGCAGGACUCAAUAGAGGAAAUUGUUAAAGGUAUCAUGACCAAGCAGCAGCAGCAGCAGCAGCAGCAACAACCACAGCAACAGCCGGGGAAAAAAGCCCAGACAAAGAAGUGCCUGUCCUGUGGCCAGCCUAAGUCCAGGUAUGAAAAUGACGGUUCUUCUGUCCAUUUCUUCUACCAACAGGGCCCGGUCAGGUACUUCUACUGUUCCACUAAGGUCUUUAAAACAUAUGGUGCUGAAGGUCUGACAGAUGAAAAAAUGGACUUCAAAGACUUGGCACGGACAGAAUUCUUUCAGCGUGAACUGGAGGCAACAAAACAAAGGGUGGAGGAGAGAGUACAGCAAAAAAGAAAAAGGACUGACUCCCAGCCGACAGGGACACGCAAAUGCCGGUUCUGCAGACUGGAGCUAAAGCAGGGCCCGGACAGUCCACACAUCCACGCUGGCUUCACUGCAGUAGCAGGGAAGUACAUCUACUGCCCAGCAAAAGUCUUUUCUUUCUAUAAAGAUAAGGGUAUGGACAAGGAGAUGACCUGGAGAGAGUUCCAGGAGUCUCCUUUCUUUGAAGUGGAAAGGCAGAGGUGGGAGGCUGAAAAACGAAAAUGAGUGAGAGGGUGGGCUGGUGGCUUAGCAUGUGUGUCUGUAUAUAUGUAUAUGUAAUUUUUGCUCUUUGUUCAAUUUGAUUUGUUUGUGAAAGAGUUGAACUGUUGUUCUGUGUGAAUAAAGAACACAUUUCAUUCA